UUUUUUUUUUAUCUUUUCUUUCUCCCCACUCUCUAUAUCAUGGCUAGUUCAGCAGCUAGUGCAGCAGUACAAAAAGGUGCUUUUCGUAAAUUUAUUGAUUCCCCAGCAGGUCCUAAAACCAUUCACUUUUGGGCUCCUGCUAUGAAAUGGGCUUUGGUUAUUGCAGGUAUUGGUGAUAUGCAACGUCCUGCUGACAAGUUGAGUUUGACUCAAAAUAUGUCUUUGAUGUUGACCGGUGCUAUUUGGUCUCGUUAUUCGAUGGUCAUUAUUCCCAAAAACUAUUCUUUAUUCACUGUGAACCUUUUUGUCUUUGCUACAGGUGCUACUCAAGUGGCUCGUAUCUUCAAAUACCGUCAAUCUGAUGAAUACAAGGCACAACAAGCAUUAGAACAUAAGAAAUAGUUUUCCCGAGUUUUACCGCUCUUGUUUUUUUU
Messenger RNA from Gilbertella persicaria, 434 nucleotides. RefSeq names its product mitochondrial pyruvate carrier. Gene Ontology annotation, biological process: pyruvate import into mitochondria. The coding region runs from base 40 to 402 and encodes 120 amino acids. The record is from RefSeq and is a predicted model, not a curated record. Lineage: Eukaryota; Fungi; Mucoromycota; Mucoromycetes; Mucorales; Choanephoraceae. The transcript is spliced from 4 exons. Gene Ontology annotation, molecular function: pyruvate transmembrane transporter activity. Gene Ontology annotation, cellular component: mitochondrial inner membrane.